ACGCAUACUUGUACACAUACCGACACGCCCAUACGAAAACGUACACGUACUCAACUGCCGCAUCGAGCCCUCCCUCCCCGCGACGCCUCGCCCUUCUUCGACCUUCGUCCUCCUCGCCUCCUUCCCUCGCUUCCACCUCAUUUCAAACCCUAGAACUCGAUCCCCCACCCAAAACCCUAACCUUAGCUCCCCCGCCUCCUCCCAUCCGCGUCCUCCUCCGCUCCCCGGCGCCCCUCGCGGCUCCGCGCCCGCGCCCUGCUGUGCCCGGUCCCGCCGCACCACCCUCGUGAACCUAGGGUUUCGUCCGUUCUCGAGCUGUUCGUUGUCUGCGUUGGGCGGGUGGACGGGCGUGGGUGGGUCGGUGGGAGAGGAGGUGGAUGGUGGAGAUGAGAUGAGGUUGCGCGGUGAGGUGGGUGGUGGCCAUGAGUAGGCCUUCGUUCAGGCCGCGGCCUCUCGACAUCCACAAGAAGCUCCCGAUCCUCAAGUCCGUGCGGGAGUUUGAGGACGAUGAGCAGGGGUUCGCGUCGGCUUCCGCGGCGAGGGCCGGGGUGCUGCUGCGGCACUCCGGCGCGGAGCUCACUGUGGCUGCUGCUAACAACGCCGCAGACGGCGAGGGAAAUCAAGCACCCAGUAAGAAAAAUAUUCAAGAAAUACCAACACCGCAGUUCGAUAUUGUAGACACCUAUGAAAGGGACUAUACUCGUACCUUUGCACAACCAACAUGUUACAUACGUGGAAGAGGAGCUAGAGCUGAGAUUGGUGAAUUUGUUGAGUAUGACCUGGACAACGAAGAUGAAGAAUGGCUUGAAGACUUCAACAACGAGAGGAAGAAUCUAAACCCUGAAAAGUUGGAGGUCCUCCUAUUCAAGAUGGAAAUUUUGGACCACAAAGCUCGUGAAAGGGCGGGAGCCAUAACACCAACUUUCAUAGGGCCAGUACCAGUCCUCUUGCAGCUUGAUGCUGCUAUGGAGGCUUUGCAAUAUUUGUCUGUUCGGUAUGCCGUCUUCCAAGCUGUAUAUAAAUAUUGGAAAGAAAAGAGGGAACGAUGGCAAAAACCUAUUCUACGGCGUUUGCAGCCUCCUCCACCAGUGAAUGAUACAAACCCAUACAAUGUAUUCAGACCAAGAGAAAAGGCUCAUCGUCUUCAUACAAGAAGGAUGCAAAGACGGGAAAACAAUAUACAAUCAUUUGAAAAACUCCGCAUGGUGCGACGCAACUUGGACCAAGCAAAAGCACUAAUGGAUUCUUUGAUUAAGAGGGAGGAGGCAAAGCUGGAGGCCAUGGAAUGUCAGGUCAACCUUCAGCGCAUUCAAAUGAAAUAUAAGCAUGUGGCCCAGCUUGUUGAGGAUGGGACUACCUUGUCUGGCUUCCAGCAAACAUCAAGCAGAUAUGGAUCAAGUGAUGAUGAUUAUGCGGAUUCUGAUGACACCACAACUGAACAGCCGUAUAUACGACGAGCUGCUCUCCAUCACCGGUUCCCUGAUUACAAGCUAUCUGUGAUCCCUCCGCUUCGUAUAAAGCGUGAACGGGAGCUGAAAAGGAGACCUCAGCAGAAUGGUUGGGUACUUGAAAGGGAUCCUGAGGAGCCAGUUCUCUUAUUCACAAGACCACUUGAUCCGGAGAAGUUGGUGGCAGCAGGUAUCAAGCCACCACUGGAUCCACCCAUUGAGAAUGGUGCCACCAUGCCACCAUUUCGGUGUCGAGGUAGGAUUGGACGAGGUGGUCGCAUCAUAUUUGAUCGAUGGAACCCUCUUCUCCGAGCACCAAUCGGCCAGGAAACCUCCUAUUAUGUGCCAUUCAGUCACAGGCCCUCCUCACCUGAAGGUUGAAGCCUUCUGCAUUUGGUGCUUAUGACACUUACACAGCUACUGAACUGUGAAGCCCCUGAGCAAUUGUUUUCCCGUAGGCGCCAAAUUGGCCCUUGGACCACACCAUUUGCGACUGCCUGAGCAAGCAGCAGCCUCAGUGGAAGCUGAGAAUGUGUGGGCUAUCGUGGGGCUAGCAUUUCUCAUCGAAUGUGGCCUGGUCAUCUUUUGGCAGCUGUUGUAAAAUUAUUGCAGUGUAGGUGAAAGAGUAGAGCAUUUUUGUCUAAUAUGGCUUGUACGGUCAGUAUCUAAUAUCAUGCUCUCUCAUUGAUUAUUCAUUUGAAGGAGAGGAAAUCCUUCUCAUUGCUAAGCCAAGCUUUUUGUAUAAUGUUUCAACACCUUAUUGCAUGUAUUUAACUAAUGCGCAUGUGUGUAUAUACUGAAACCCUAUGUGCAUGGUCAUGUCAUGUCAAAUGUAGUACUCAGUAGGUUAGGCAGAAAAUGGAAAUGGAAGGGCCCCAACAAUGUUAUUUAAUCUGUCGUUCAAAA
Molecule: messenger RNA, 2354 nt
Organism: Phragmites australis (common reed)
Lineage: Eukaryota; Viridiplantae; Streptophyta; Magnoliopsida; Poales; Poaceae
Exons: 12
Coding region: 423-1829 (468 amino acids)
Biological process (GO): regulation of transcription by RNA polymerase II
Cellular component (GO): piccolo histone acetyltransferase complex
Source: RefSeq, a predicted model, not a curated record